AUGGGAAAGCCAGUGAGCAUGACUCGCGUUGAACUGGCUUGCUUGCGCUUGCGGUUGCGGAGCUCACUCCUUGCACUCCCGAGAAAAGCUUCGUAUACUGUAUGCGCAGCACACGCGCCUGUUCACCCUCAAUGCCCGCCUAUGCCAUCAUGCCAGUCUGCACUCCGGACGCUUCUCCGUAAAUGGUCCUCACAGCCUCCUGCCAACUACACACAAUGGCACCUACGACAGCAACAUCUUGCCCGCAGCUACGGGACCCGCAGAGAUGAGAUCAAGAGCGGUCGGAAGGCAGGUCUUUCCAGCCUUGACGCAGACUCUUCUUACUUAGACCUGAUACUGGGGCCAAGAGAAAAUGGUGCGGCACAACAUGUCAAUCAGCAUGCUCAAAACCGGUGGGACCAGGGAGUCGAAGAAGCAGAGGAUGAUACGCAUGGAGACUCGUCUGAGCCUGCGUCUACAGGGAGAAGGCGGAGGAAAGCAAGAGCUUCCACGUCGUCUAGGCUAUAUGGGCGUGGUUAUGACAUUUCCGAUCGUGCUAUCCACCAAGAGAACGACCAUACUUUCAGACCAGAGCUACCAAGAACCGGCGAUGCAGCACGACCUAAUCUUCUCCAGCAACAGAGAACACUACAGAGUGAUGUUGAGCCUCCGAUCAAGUCUGAGCAAUUUGCCAAAUCAGGCCCUGAGGUCCGACGAGGCGUGCCUCGAAAAGGCCCAGUGCAGAUGAAGUCUGUCUGGGGACGACAUCCCGCGUACAAGAGAGUUAUAAAACGUCCCGCGACCAAGAGAGUUGGAAAACCCCUGGAAUUGAGAGUCGCUGCUCGUCGGCGUGAAGAGUACCAUCGUGAGGUUUUGCGGCUCAUUAAUCAUGUCAAGAACUCGUGCGCGACGAACGACGCCGGGACGCUACAACCACCAACUGUCGCCCCGCAAGCCAUCGUCGAGCUAGACACAGUUUUGGAAGAACUUGAAAAGCUCGAAGAGGUCACUGUAGGCUGCUUGCGCCAGUCAAUCAGCCUGAGUCUAUGGCCACAUGCUCUGCUUUGGCUCUUGCACCACGAUCCUGAUCGGUCCUUAGACUUUCUGGUGGCGACGUUCGGGCAGGUCUACCAGCACAACUUUUGCAUUCAGGGUUCUUUGAAGUACUUGGCAUUGCUUUACUCGUCCCGGGGCGAUACGUCCGCUAUCGAAAAGCUAGUGGAGGUAGCAUUUGCUCUUACAGAUGCUUGGUCUAACGUCCGCUAUAUGCAUGGCAAAUGGGAUGGACGAUGGUAUGUUCCCAUCAUUCCUUUCUGUAGCAAGGAAUCCAGGAUCCGAUUCUUCAAGUACAUGAAAACCUCGGACAAGGUUAAUAGAACACACUGGCCUACUUGGUUUCACUUCGUCAACGCUUUCGUCAAGGACAGUCAGUUUGAUCUCGCUCUGAGCGCUAUUCUGGAGGCGAGAGCCGCUGGAGCGCCGUUGGAUUCCUACGCAUUCCAAAGCUGCUGUGCGACCUUGCUUCGCAAAUCCAUUCGGCAUACUGGAGGUCUACGAGCAUGCAUUGGCAUAGUCGACAAUCUGCUCAGUAUUGGCUUACCCCUCAACAAUCAGCUCGCCAAUAUCAUCAUGCUGAAUGCGGUCGAGGCAGGUGAUCUCAAGACUGCUUUCUCCAUUUAUCACUCACUUGUCGACCAUGGUUUGCAAGCCGAUGCAUACACCUAUGCUAUCCUUCUGAAGGCCUGCAAAGUCACCAUAGACGACGCUGAGAUCCUGAAUGCAACCAUCCGUGACGCCCUUUCACACAUAGACAUCCACAAGGAGGUAGUACUGUCGACCGAGAUUCUUCAUUGCUUGGCGUUGCACCAUACAAAACACAAUUCCGAGCGUGCUUUUGAGAUUGUUGCCGACGCCUACGCUCAACUCUUUGACCUCGGACCGCUUCGAGAUGUCGGACUGAUGCCUUCCAAGCUUUCGCAAAUUGGAGAUUCAUCAGAAGCUCGUCCUUUGCCCUCCUAUUAUACCAUGUACAUCAUGAUAGCCACCUACUUGGAAGCAUUCUUCCAGGGCAGGGACCCAGAUGUUCGCAGCGCCUUUGCGCUCUACCAGCGGUUCAAAUCUGCUGUCGAGGCCGGCACAGAGCCAUUCGCGUCCAUGGCGCAGUACGACUACACCUUCAAUGCUUUCCUCUGCACCUUUAUCAAAUCAAAGCGGGGCCUCCUAUACGCUGCCGAAAUCGUGAAGGAUAUGCAAGGCAAGAACCGACCCAAGGACGCAAGGCAUCCAUUCUGCCAACCUACAGUCUACACCUGGUCAAUCUUCGUCGACGGCUUCACCCGGCACGGUCAAAUGCAACUCGCAGAACAAGUGCUCACCUAUAUGCGAACAAAAGGUAUUCAACCCAAUAGUGAGACCUACAACACUCUCCUCGGGGGCUACGCUGUUCUACACGACUCACAAAGCAUGAUCGAUGUCCUCGGACGCAUGGAAAGUGACGGAAACACCUGGAACGAAUGGACUGUCAAAAACAUAAGCAAGCUGAAAGACCGAUCGGCUUUCAAUGCGGAGUUGCAGAAGCAGAGACAAGCUCAAGCUUUGGAUUUUACGGCUGACUUGAGAGACGGGUUGGAGCAAAGAUUGUCUCGAGCGGAGAUGGGGGAAGUGCGUGCGCGGUAUUUGAUUGAUGAGAGCGAAGAUGAAAGGGUUUCGAGGGAUUACUUUCAGGACAGUGACGGUGGUCAAAACCAUUCUGCUCCUCCUGCCGCUGAUGUCCAGACAUUCUACUCCUGCUCUAAUGCUUUGAUUCUCCCAGCUCAUGAGGAUGGCACCGUUUCACGAUUGAGACCGACUUCGCUCACCUCAGCGCAAUGGGCCGCACCUGCUCCACAACAGCCGGGCGAGCGUCGCGUAAUCCAGGUUCAGGAAAGAUGGGCCAUAAAGGGCACAGUGCACACGAGAGCGACAGGCCAUGCUUUCGGCCGAUGA
This is a messenger RNA of Pseudocercospora fijiensis CIRAD86, 2964 nucleotides long. RefSeq lists its product as uncharacterized. NCBI's taxonomy places the organism in Eukaryota, Fungi, Ascomycota, Dothideomycetes, Mycosphaerellales, Mycosphaerellaceae. The coding region runs from base 1 to 2964 and encodes 987 amino acids. Gene Ontology annotation, molecular function: protein binding. The record is from RefSeq and is a predicted model, not a curated record. The transcript has 5 exons.